Messenger RNA from Sinocyclocheilus rhinocerous, 1887 nucleotides. Its product is annotated as copine-4-like. Gene Ontology annotation, molecular function: calcium-dependent phospholipid binding. The coding region runs from base 197 to 1858 and encodes 553 amino acids. Gene Ontology annotation, cellular component: plasma membrane. Gene Ontology annotation, biological process: cellular response to calcium ion. NCBI's taxonomy places the organism in Eukaryota, Metazoa, Chordata, Actinopteri, Cypriniformes, Cyprinidae. The transcript is spliced from 16 exons. The record is from RefSeq and is a predicted model, not a curated record.
GGGGAGGUACCGGCGCGCGAGAUGCACGCGCUGUACUUUACUUUCACUCAUCUGCACAGCGGCUUGAGGAUGGAGCUCAACUCCUUGUGUGGAGCGUAUGUCUGCUCAGUGCUCUGUGUUUGAUGACAAGCAGCCAAGCAACAAUUUGCCUGGAAUUAUUUUUUAUGUUCAUUAAAGCACAAGUAUCUCCUGAAACAUGAGUGACAUCUAUGAGUCUGCAGCCAAUUCUCUGGGCCUGUUCAACAGCCCCUGCCUGACCAAAGUAGAGCUGCGGGUCGCCUGCAAAGGCAUCUCAGACAGGGAUGCCCUCUCCAAGCCAGAUCCCUGCGUGGUCAUCAAAAUGCAGUCCCAUGGCCAGUGGUUGGAGGUGGAGAGGACAGAGGUGAUUCGGAGCUGUCUAAACCCCACGUUUUCUAAGGUCUUCACCCUGGACUUCUACUUUGAAGAGGUCCAGCGACUACGUUACGAGCUCUACGACAUCAGCAGUAGUCAUAAUGGCAUGAGAGAAGCGGACUGCCUGGGAGCCAUGGAGUGCACACUGGGCCAAAUCAUCUCCCAGAGAAAAUUCACCAAAGCCCUGCUUAAACAGGGCAACACAGUCGGGAAAUCGUCUAUUAUGAUCACCGCUGAGGAGCUAACAGGAAAUAACGAUUACGUCGAACUCUCGUUCAGUGCGAGGAAGCUGGAUGAUAAGGAUUUUUUCAGCAAGUCGGAUCCAUUCUUAGAGAUCUACAGGGUAAACGAUGACAAUACUCAGCAACUAGUGCACAGAACAGAGACGGUCAUGAAUAACCUCAACCCCAUGUGGAAGACCUUCAAGACGUCCCUUAACUCACUCUGUAGUGGAGACCAUGAAAGAAUACUGAAGUGUAUAGUGUGGGACUGGGACUCGAACGGAAAGCAUGAUUUCAUAGGGGAGUUUCAAGCUACAUUCAAAGAGAUGCGAUCAGCGAUGGAUGGAAGACAGGUCCAGUGGGAAUGCAUAAACCCCAAAUAUAAAGUCAAGAAGAAGAAUUACAAGAACUCUGGGAUUGUCAUUCUGAAUCAGUGCAAGAUAAUUAAGAUGCAUUCCUUUCUGGACUACAUCAUGGGUGGUUGCCAAAUACAGUUUACAGUAGCGAUUGAUUUCACAGCCUCUAAUGGGGAUCCUAGAAACAGUUGUUCGUUACACUACAUCCACCCCUACCAGCCUAACGAGUAUCUGAAAGCUUUAGUCGCAGUGGGGGAGAUUUGCCAAGACUAUGACAGUGACAAAAUGUUCCCAGCGUUUGGCUUUGGUGCUCGGAUACCUCCGGACUUCAAGGUUUCACAUGAUUUUGCAGUAAACUUCAACGAGGACAACCCAGAAUGUGCAGGUAUCCAGGGUGUAGUAGAGGCCUACCAGAAUUGCCUUCCUAAGAUCCAGCUGUACGGUCCCACAAACAUUGCCCCUAUCAUCCAGAAAGUGGCCAACUUUGCCUCAGAGGAAAUGCACACCAAAGAGGCCAUGCAAUACUUCAUCCUGCUCAUCCUGACGGAUGGUGUGAUCACAGAUAUGGCAGACACUAGAGAGGCCAUCGUCCACGCCUCUCACCUGCCCAUGUCUGUCAUCAUCGUGGGAGUUGGAAACGCAGAUUUCACUGACAUGGAGAUGCUGGACGGUGAUGACGGAAUCCUUCGUUCGCCUAAAGGGGAACCAGUGUUGCGUGACAUCGUACAGUUUGUGCCGUUCCGUAACUUCAAACAUGCCUCUCCUGCUGCUUUGGCAAAAACUGUCUUAGCUGAAGUCCCAAACCAGGUGGUGGACUAUUACAACAGCAAGGGGAUCAAGCCCAAGUGCCCCAGCGAGUAUGAGUCUUCUAGGACGUUUGGCCACUGAAGCGCCGAGCUAUUGCUCAUUACAAAAAC